AUGCAUAUUGAACAUAAAUCAAAUAAGAUUAUCAACGAUUUCAUAAAAUAAUUUCCUGAAGAAAGAAGGAAUAGCGUAAUGAAUUUUCUCUUAAUUCUUGGAUUUGAUAUUGCUAGAAAACUAGGAUAAAAUAAUUAAGCAGAAUUAUAUUAAACGAUGAAAUAGUUAUCAAGUAUAAAUUUGAUUCAAAAAUAUUUGUAGAAUUUAUCAUAAAUGAUUGCACUUAAAACGGCCAAACUGAAUUAAGAGAAGAGAUAAGAAAAAUUUAGCAAUAAUUAGUUCAACUUAAUUCAUUGUUCAGUAAUAGCGAGAACGAGUAAAUCUAAUCCAAAAGCUAGGAUAUCCAUAGAAAUCAAUCCUAAACUAAGCCAUUAUAUAGCCAUAACAGAUUUUAUACUUAAAACGAUAUGGAAGAUUAAUUAAAUGCAAGAAUGAGAGAAGAACAAUAACAUAGUACAAAUUCAAAAAAUUAAUUCAAACCUGCAAAAAGAAAUAAUAACAAUAAAUCACCAUUUUAACAAAAUAAUAAUAAUUUAACUGCAAAAAUUACUGAAUCUCCACCUCCUCCUAUGGUUUAUUAAAAAACUACAAGCAACAAGUUUAACAUCAAACCUCAUUUAGAUGAUCAUUAGAUGUAAUAAUUGAUUUAUUUUUUUAAGUAAGUAGUUAUUAUAUUCUGAAAAUGAAAGACUUUACUAAGAUGAUUUCGAUUCCAUUUCUAAUAGAGGUCAUUAAUACAAUCAAUCUCCAAAAUCUAUUAAAUAUACAUUAAAUAUUUAAAACUUUGGUAUAAUUUAGAGUAAUUAUAGAAAAUUAAGGAUAAAGAUUUUAAACCCAUGAAACAAAUAAAAAAAGUAAACCUUAAUAAACUUCCAAUAGUAGUAGAUAAAAAAAAAAAGUUCCAGCAUAUUUAUCAAAUAUUGAAUCUAAAAUAAAGCCUAAAUUAGAUUAAGAUAAACAGGCGUUCAGAAAUUAAAAAAGUAUUUAUUUUCAAUAGUUUAAGAUUUUGAUGAUGAGGAAAAUUAAUAUUAUAAUUACUAAAUGUUUUAAUCUUAGUAAAUGACUGCAAAUUUUUAAAAUAAUAAUAAUAACUUUAUCCGCCCAAGUUAAGAAACAGAUACUUAUUAUGAGAUUUAAUAAUACUUAAUUAAUUAACAACACUAAAAUUUUCAUCUUUCACCAGUUUAAGAAAUGAAAACUGAUAAUGAAAUUAUUUCAAGCAAAAAAAAAACUUAAAAUUGUAAAGAUAAAACAAAAAGUUCACUUAAAAGCUCAUAAGAUACAAGUAGUCAAAGAUAACAUCAGCAAUAAAAUUUUUUCGAAAAACAUGAAAACUUACCUUAUUAAAAUUCUAUAACUCCUAUUCAAGUAUCUGAUUUUUAAAUGAGUAAACAAUAAUCAGAUUUAAGUUUUGAUGCUUUUAGAAAAAAAGCCUAAUUCACUUCUCCAUAUGUAUAAAGUUGAAUUAAUAUUAGGCGAUAUCUUUAUAAUAAAGCUCUUAACAAAUACAAACAGCUUAAAAACCUUAAAGAAAUGAUGAAGAAAGUAGUGAAAGUUUUUCCAAUUUUACACCUCCAAACAAAGAAAUUAGAGAUUUUUUAUCAAAAUAAUGCAUUUAUUAAGACUAAGAUUGA
Messenger RNA from Paramecium sonneborni, 1634 nucleotides. The record is from the annotation of a GenBank genome assembly. Lineage: Eukaryota; Ciliophora; Oligohymenophorea; Peniculida; Parameciidae.